Messenger RNA from Dissoconium aciculare CBS 342.82, 1735 nucleotides. RefSeq names its product Nuf2 like protein. Gene Ontology annotation, cellular component: kinetochore; Ndc80 complex. The record is from RefSeq and is a predicted model, not a curated record. The coding region runs from base 250 to 1587 and encodes 445 amino acids. Gene Ontology annotation, biological process: attachment of mitotic spindle microtubules to kinetochore; kinetochore organization; meiotic chromosome segregation. The transcript has 2 exons. NCBI's taxonomy places the organism in Eukaryota, Fungi, Ascomycota, Dothideomycetes, Mycosphaerellales, Dissoconiaceae. Gene Ontology annotation, molecular function: protein-containing complex binding.
UGCGGGCAUACUUUUACAUCAGUAACCAAGCGUCACAAAACUUGGUCCUGGACAGCAUAUAAUUGUGAUAACCCUCUCAUUCACAAGUAUCAUUCUGACGACGAUAUGGUCAGCAUGGAUUACAACCCUCGUAUGAGCAUGGCGCGCACGUCGCAACAGCAGUCCAUUCAACAAAAGCAACCAAAGCCUGAGGACAGUGAUGUUUACAUGUGCCUGGUAUGUUUGCGCACUUACUAGGUGUCGCACGGGAUGAAUCACAUCACUGACGAAAUUCUGGUGAUUGAACAGCCAGACAGAGAGAUAGCCGGCUGUAUCAGUGAUAUUGGUAUCAACUUUACCGUGGAUGAUCUGCGCAAACCAAACCCGCAGCAAAUUCAAAAAGUCUUCGAGUGGUUCGCUGAGCUAUUGACCAAUACAACUCGCGAAAUCGUUGCGCCUGCGAUGCGCGCUGCAGCAGAAUCUAUGGUCGGUCCAGACCUUGACGCAGAUCGGAUCUUCACCGCAGACACUCGAGAGUUGAUGGCGUUCUUCGUCACGAUGCGCAAGCUGUUACUGGAGUGCGGCAUUCAGGACUUUACCUUCUCAGACCUGUAUAGACCGACACAUCCGCGGCUCGUCCGAAUUUUCAGCUACAUAAUAAAUUUCAUUCGCUUCCGAGAAUCGCAGACGUCAGUCAUCGAUGAACAUUACAACUCAUCAGAGAAUAUCAAAAACCGCAUUGAACAGCUAUAUCUUGGGAACCAGGAAAAGGAGGACCACCUCCGCGAGAUGGAGCAAAAUCGAAAGAAUGUCGAAGUUGCGAUCAAGGACAAGGAGCGGCGAAACGGGGAACUUAAAACUCGCCUUCUCGAAUUGAAGCGAAGCCAGGAGCGAGUGACCGAGAAGCUGGAGCGCGUAAAAGGCGAACAAGCACGGAUGAAGACAAUGCUAGAGGAGAAAACUGCAACAGUCAUGACCACUCGCGCCGAAGCCGCGAAACUCCGGCCCUACACAGAACAAAGCCCGGCCGCCCUUGAACAGUCCUUGCGUGAUCUCAGCUCGAGCCUUAAUACGGAUCGAGCCGACAUCGAGCGACUCGAUAAACGUGCGCGUGCACUACAGACUAGCUGCGACGCCUUCACGCUAUUACAAACGGACAUCACGAGCCUGACGCGACUUCUUACCGAACUGCAGAACGAACUUGGGAAAGAGGAGGAAGAAUCACGAGCAGCUGCACGGAAUCGUGAGGAUCUUACCGAGAAGUCGAAUUUAGUGCGAGAAGUGGAGCGACAGGAGAUGUUGUUGCGCGGCAAACUCCAGCAAUGGCAGGAUCGAACGGAGAAGAUACGUCGAGAUGCAGAGAGUCGGCAAGUGGAAGCUAUGAGAAAGACCGAAGCAUUACGAGCCACCCACAAAGAACUGAGCGCAGAGAGGAAAGAGAGGAACGAGGAGGUCGAAAAGCGAAGAGUACGGAUAGAGCAGACAGAGAAGAAGAUGGCCGAUCUCAAGGAGCAAAUCGAGCACGAAGUUCAAAGCGCGAGAGAGGAAUACAUGAAGAUGGAGAGCCAUAUUCGGUUAUACAUCACCGAAAUGGAGCAGAGCAUCUGAGGGCAAUACAACGAGAUUACGCAUGGAACGAAAUUGUGCGCCGGCGGGAAACAUCUGUUUUAAUGAAGAGAGACUGGUCGUAGGCUUCCCGAAGAUGUCGGGUUGGCUUCCUUUGCUUUUAGCGCGUUUGAAUUUGCUUUACUGUAUC